UUCUUUUUAUAUUUAAUCGUAAUUAGCUAUAUUACCAUGGAGAAAGAAAACACGGAAAACGACGACGAAAAGAGUGAGAAGCUGGAGGUAAAAGCUGAAGAUCAAACAACUAAAGACAAAGAUGAUAAAGAACUUGGUCAUCCGACAUGUGACAUAAAAGUAACAACUGAAGAUGGAGUUCAACAAACUGAAACGGUGACAGAUCCCAGAAAAGAAACAACCAAGAUAAAACUAAAAACUGAAGAUGGAGUUCAGCAGACUGAAACUGUUACAGUAAAUGAACAAAUUGAAAAAAAAGUCGAAGCAGAAGGUUUCCUCGAAGGCGCCGAAGCUGUUGCUGAAAACCCGAACAAUCAACAAAUAAUGCAAGUAUUACAAAACAUAGAAGAACGAUUGGAUGUAUUAACGGAAACGGUCGCUAACCUUCAGCGUAAUGCUGUUCCUCCAAGACAACUAGCUGUAGGACCACCUUCUUCUGGACCAUUAGCAAUUGAUAGCCCUCCGUUGCAACCACCUGGUAAUGAGUUAUUACAAAUUUUCCCCGCAGGAUGUAGCGAUCUAGAUAUCGUCGGAGGUUCGGGCAGAAACGAAAUGGCCAUGAUGUUACCACGAGCAGAGCCAUUGGCAAUUGGACCACCACCAAUAGGGAACAGUCCUUCCAGUUCAUCAGCAUCCAGUAGUGUGGGUAUACAACCAUCACAGGCACGAGAUCCUAUUCCUGCGAAUCGUCUUGCAAACGCACCAGCGUCCGGUGGUGUUGGUAUACAGGCCCCGCACGCAAUAGCUUCUAUUUCCGGGAAUCGCCCUGCAUUGUCAAGGGGUUCUAAUGUUGAUCCGUCUGGUGACGAACAGCCUCCAGAAGUCCAAGGACCUUCUGAGAGCUCUCCAUCUGUUAGUUCUGUACGAUCUGCCGCACACCGUAGAUUCAAUCGCGAUCGAUGUAACCCUUUUUAAAUACUUGGACACGAAGUGACGUACGGGAUUAGAAAUCAUUGUUGUUUUUCAGUAAUAAAUAGCUUUUCCUUUCAACUAAUGUGUUAUAGAUUUACUUUGAGUAGUAUUGUAGUGUAUUUCCAGAAUAAUUAAAUUGGAAUUAGUCUUAGUUACAUUUUCCCGUGACUUCUUCU
Molecule: messenger RNA, 1127 nt
Organism: Styela clava
Lineage: Eukaryota; Metazoa; Chordata; Ascidiacea; Stolidobranchia; Styelidae
Source: RefSeq, a predicted model, not a curated record